CUCCUCUCUCCAGUGCUACUUUUCUUCAGUUCCUUUCAGCUUACUAUUCUAAUUUAGAAAAGACAAAUGACUUGUUUUUUAUUUAGUUGGGUUUUGUCUUAAGUUCAUUUACAGUGUUAAAUGGUUGGGGAUUUUACAUAGGUCUUCAGUUUCAUGUCUUGAUUUUCGGGCCUUUGCGACUGGGAUCAGGAAGAACUUUUAGGAAUGCUCUGUAGAGCAAGGUAGUAGAGUGGAGACAACAUGAACUGUAUGCCCAGAAGACCAGAGUUCAAUCCUGACUCUAUUUGUUGACAAUUGUAACCUCUCUCAACUACAGUGUAGUGAUUGAAGGACAUGGCUUUUCUGAAGACUCAGACAAAUCACAGUCAGGACUUCCAAGCUCCAGACCAGUGUAACCAACGUAUACUCUGCAUCUCCACUUGCUUAUCUCAAAAGUAUCUCAAACCCAACAUGUGUGAACCUAACUUCUUGCCCUUCCCACCAAACUGGGUAUUUGCCCUGUGUUCCCUCCUGUUGGAAGCACCAAGAUCUAUCCAGUUAUACAGAUAAGAAGUCUAGGAAGUCUUCCUGGACACUUUGAUCUGCUCCAUUCUCCUUCAUCUGACUCAUCAACCAGAUUUUUUAAAAAAUGGAUUUGGCCAACCAUGGACUUAUUCUCCUGCAACAGUUAAACGCUCAGCGAGAGUUUGGUUUCCUGUGUGACUGCACGGUUGCAAUCGGCGAUGUAUACUUCAAGGCACACAAAUCAGUUCUUGCUUCAUUCUCCAAUUACUUUAAGAUGUUGUUUGUCCAUCAGACCAGUGAGUGUGUCCGCUUGAAACCAACUGAUAUACAGCCUGACAUCUUCAGCUAUCUCUUACACUUGAUGUACACUGGGAAGAUGGCGCCUCAGCUCAUCGACCCGGUUCGAUUAGAACAGGGCAUCAAGUUUCUGCACGCUUACCCGCUCAUCCAGGAAGCCAGCCUUGCCAGCCAGGGAGCCUUUUCUCACCCUGACCAAGUUUUCCCGCUGGCCUCUUCAUUGUAUGGCAUUCAGAUUGCAGAUCAUCAGUUGAGACAAGCCACCAAGAUUGCUUCAGCACCUGAAAAACUCGGGCGAGAUCCACGGCCACAGACCUCCAGGAUAAGCCAGGAGCAGGUCCCUGAGACCUCACAGCUCUCCCAGCUGACUUCAAAUCUGGCCCAGGUGAAUCGGACAAAUAUGACUCCCUCAGACCCCCUGCAGACCUCGCUGUCUCCAGAACUUGUUUCCACUCCUGUUCCUCCCCCUCCUCCCGGGGAGGAGACCAAUCUGGAAGCAUCUUCCUCCGAUGAGCAGCCUGCGCCCCUCACAAUAGCCCACGUCAAGCCGAGCAUCAUGAAGAGGAAUGGGAGCUUUCCAAAGUACUAUGCCUGCCACCUGUGUGGCCGGCGCUUCACUCUCCGGAGCAGCUUACGUGAACACCUCCAGAUCCACACAGGAGUACCUUUCACAUCCGGCCACCAGGGAGAAAGCCGCGUCCCCCUGACUCUCUGUAGCAAUGCAGCUGACCUCGGGAAAGAUGCCAUGGAAGUGCCUGAAGCCGGGAUGAUAAGUGACAGUGAGCUGCAGCACAUCUCUGAUUCUCCCAUCAUCGAUGGGCAGCAGCAGUCGGAAACCCCACCCCCCUCAGACAUUGCUGACAUUGACAACCUGGAGCAGGCCGACCAGGAGAGGGAGGUGAAGAGGCGGAAGUACGAGUGCACAAUAUGUGGACGCAAAUUUAUCCAGAAAAGCCACUGGAGGGAACACAUGUACAUACACACCGGGAAGCCUUUCAAGUGCAGCACUUGUGACAAAAGCUUUUGCAGGGCCAACCAGGCUGCCCGCCACGUGUGCCUCAACCAGAGCAUCGACACGUACACCAUGGUGGACAAACAGACUCUGGAACUCUGCACAUUUGAGGAAGGGAGUCAGAUGGACAACAUGCUGGUGCAAACAAACAAACCCUACAAAUGCAACUUGUGUGACAAAACAUUCUCCACUCCCAAUGAGGUUGUUAAACAUUCAUGCCAAAACCAGAACUCAGACGUUUUUGCCCUAGACGAAGGGCGAUCCAUUCUCCUGGGCAGUGGGGACUCGGAAGUAACGGAGCCUGACCACCCAGUGUUAGCUUCCAUCAAAAAGGAACAGGAAACCGUCUUACUAGACUGAAUGUCACUUACCUUUUUAAAAAACUCUCAUUUUUACAAAGACUAUCUUCCCUCCCUUCCCUGAAUUAAGAACUGUAGUUCUCCAUGGCAUGAUACAAACAGGUCCUUGUUCCCUUCUCCUCUUCCCUUUUUCCCCACAUCCCAGCCCCACCUCUGUAAAGGCUUUGUGCAUUAUAAACCUGGAAUGUAUCGACUUUCAUUCAGGGGAUAUUGGAAAGAUAAUGGUCAUUAUACUUAUAAACUCAAAUUUUGAGAGGUUUUAGAUUAUUUAAAAGCAUACUUGGAACUAAUGAAGGGUAUUAAAUAAAACAACUGGAAUCCAAUUUGGUAAGCUAAAAUUAUGACUUUCCCUGGGUAAAAAGUCUUCUCAGAAAAACAAUGUCAGAAAAUACAGUGUGCUUCUUAGAGAUACAGCUGGGCUCUGUACUAUGCAAAAUCUAGAAGGUGUGGGGAAACUUUAAACCCAAGAAAACGUUCUUAGUAUUCAUCCUCCAGGUGUCUUACUUCAGAAUGCAUCCUUUGAGAUUAUGUCCACUUAAGAAAAAUCAUCAGUUAAGAAAUCUACUUUAACAAAACACAAAGCAGAAAAAGUAAUAAUGUGAUGGCAAUCUUAAUUUUUGGGUACAACAUGACAAGCUGUGAGUUUGUGUGUUUGUAAGAGAAAAAUGUGUGGGUACUUGCUAUAAACAGGUGAAUUAAUGCACAUCCUUAUCUCAUUGCUGGCUUCUUUCCAAGUUGAGCAACAACAAAAUGCUGUAUUUGAGUUUCUGACAAAUGUGUUUUAAAAAUCAAAUUUGAAUGUACUAUUCUAUAAAUUGUCUUUCUGAACAGAACAUGACAUGCCAUUUUCUAGCAGCUGCCAGUGAUAAUUUGUUUUACACUAACUUUUAAAUCAGUGUGUAUACUGCAGGGAAAAGGAUAUAGGAAUAUUCAUCUUACAGGGGAAUUUGUGACCAGAAGAUGUAGUAACUUUAAUGACUGAAAAAGUCAAUGCUGAUGGUUUACUGGCAACAUUAAUUGAAGCAUCAAAAAUAAAUGGCAAAGAGAAAUCAGGACAAAAAAUCUAAUUGCUGUUUGGGAAAAAACUUGAUUUUGGUGUUUAUUCUCCAGGUUUUUGGUUGUUUUUUUCUUUCUUUCUUUUUUAAUGCCUGAAAUUUUCUCCAUUGGCCCAAAAGCAGUAAAAAUUGUUCAUUAAUCUUCCCUUAGGCCAAUAAAAGAAGGGCCUCACAGGACAAAACAGGAGCCAGAAGUAAGGACUGAAGGGGAAGGGGAGAAUAGCUAAUAGAUAUACUAUAUGUACAUGUUAAAAACUGAAUAUCCCAUCAUCCUAUUUCAUGUAUAGUUGAGUUCUCAAAUUUGUAAGUUUUUAUACAUCCUUUCAUUGAAUAAACGUUUAAUUAAAUGAG
Molecule: messenger RNA, 3578 nt
Organism: Macaca mulatta (Rhesus monkey)
Lineage: Eukaryota; Metazoa; Chordata; Mammalia; Primates; Cercopithecidae
Gene: ZBTB2
Product: zinc finger and BTB domain containing 2
Biological process (GO): regulation of transcription by RNA polymerase II
Cellular component (GO): nucleus
Molecular function (GO): protein binding; DNA-binding transcription factor activity, RNA polymerase II-specific
Source: RefSeq, a predicted model, not a curated record